This is a messenger RNA of Pongo pygmaeus (Bornean orangutan), 3598 nucleotides long. It is a transcript of the gene PSMF1, whose product is annotated as proteasome inhibitor subunit 1. The coding region runs from base 256 to 1071 and encodes 271 amino acids. The record is from RefSeq and is a predicted model, not a curated record. The transcript is spliced from 7 exons. Lineage: Eukaryota; Metazoa; Chordata; Mammalia; Primates; Hominidae. Gene Ontology annotation, molecular function: proteasome binding; endopeptidase inhibitor activity. Gene Ontology annotation, biological process: proteasome-mediated ubiquitin-dependent protein catabolic process.
CUCUGGCGGAACCUUUUAGUGCCGCGCUCGCGUUGCCAGGCCGCGCGCCUCACGCAGUUGCGCCCGCUGUUGGGACUACUUCCGGCUUCCCCGCCCCGCCCCGCCCCCGGGCGUCUCCAUUUUGGUCUCAGGUGUGGACUCGGCAAGAACCAGCGCGAGAGGGAAGCAGAGUUAUAGCUACCCUGGCCGCGGAGCCGGCUCACUGCACUACCCCCGCCGCCUUCUUUCCUCCAGACGCCGAAGUCGCGGGCGCUCAUGGCGGGCCUGGAGGUACUGUUCGCAUCGGCAGCGCCGGCCAUCACCUGCACGCAGGACGCGCUCGUCUGCUUCUUGCAUUGGGAAGUGGUGACGCACGGCUACUACGCCUUGGGUGUCGGUGACCAGCCGGGUCCCAAUGAUAAGAAGUCAGAACUGCUGCCAGCUGGGUGGAACAACAAUAAAGACCUGUAUGUCCUCCGGUAUGAGUAUAAGGAUGGGUCCAGAAAGCUCCUUGUGAAAGCCAUCACUGUGGAGAGCAGCAUGAUCCUCAAUGUGCUGGAAUAUGGCUCACAGCAAGUGGCAGACUUGACCCUGAACUUGGAUGAUUAUAUCGAUGCAGAACACCUGGGUGACUUCCACAGGACCUACAAGAACAGUGAGGAGCUUCGGUCUCGUAUUGUGUCUGGAAUCAUCACACCUAUCCAUGAGCAGUGGGAAAAAGCUAACGUAAGCAGUCCCCACCGGGAGUUCCCCCCUGCUACCGCCAGAGAGGUGGACCCACUCCGGAUUCCUCCACACCACCCACACACCAGUCGGCAGCCUCCCUGGUGUGAUCCCCUGGGCCCGUUUGCUGUCGGGGGAGAAGACUUAGACCCUUUUGGGCAUCGGAGAGGUGGCAUGAUUGUGGAUCCCCUGAGAUCUGGCUUCCCAAGAGCACUUAUUGACCCUUCCUCUGGCCUCCCGAACCGACUUCCUCCAGGCGCUGUGCCCCCAGGAGCUCGCUUUGACCCCUUUGGACCCAUUGGGACCAGCCCACCCGGACCUAACCCAGACCAUCUCCCCCCGCCGGGCUACGAUGACAUGUACCUGUGAAGGCCUCAAGAAUGUAACAUCCCAGGCUUCCCUCCACUCUCCUGGAGCUGCCACUGCUGUCCCCAUCAGCAACCAUGUUCUUGCAGGCUGGGGGCAAGGGAUUCUGCUCAUGUGUUUGCAGACCGGCUGGGAUAGCCUCCCCACCCCUUAUCAGAGCCAAGACACCUGCUGCAGCUCUCCACCUAGCUGCAGAUAGCUCCCAAAGAGAAAUCAGUGUGUCUCUUUCACCACCAGCUCCUCCCCUUUCACCACCAGCUCCUCUCCACUUCCCAAGGGAGACUCCGGCAACCUCCAGCAACAUAUAUCCUCGACCAGAUGCAGUGCUAUAAGAACAGAACGCAUUUUGGAUGUUAUUAUUAAGAACCAAAUGUCAAUACAGAACUCAUGUUGCCGGUUUCCCACUUUUCUUUUUACAUUAAUGCAUAGCUGCUUCCAUUUAUGAGACUUUAGAGUUUGAGUUUCUGUAGGGCUGAAUGACUCUUUUUCCUGCCCAGGACCUAUUCUUGCUUCUCAGGCACCUUCUGUUCAUUAAUUGCCAUUGCUCCUGACAUCACUAAAAUGGGUCCCCAUCUGGCUGCAUGAAUGGAAAUGAGUGACUGGAAAUCCCAUAGGCCACAAGAAUGACUUUCACAAGGGCAGGAACAUUGUGGAAAGACUACAUCAUUCUGAUGAGGCAAAAUCCUCCAGCUAUUCCUGUCUGGGCCAGUUUUGUAGGUCCAUCUAUGCAUGGGCAGCAGUAGUCAAAAAGCCAAGGAAAAAACAGAGCAGACCUGAAGGCUAAUCUUAUUUUUGCCACUAACUUAGUGAAUGACCCUAAGCAAGUCCCUUCUCCUCUUAGGGCCUUGUGCCAAGCCUAUGAAAUUGGAGGUGGCUUUCCUGCUCUAAAGCAUUUUGAUGUCUCAUUCUGUGUUUGGUAACCCCUAUAAACGGGCAGAGGAAAAGAAUGACGGUUCAAGGCCAUACUUCCCUUGAACCUUGUGUGGUUCUUGCCUAACUCUGUGGUUUUUGGACCCCAUGGGGCCCAGACAGAGCACAGGAGCAUGGGCUACAUUUGAGUGUGGUGUUGAACUUCGGGAGGAGCAGGGAGCCCUGUACCUUGUGUCCCGGCCCAGCUGACCUUUGGUGUUCUCCGGAUCCUUUUCAGCCCGAGACCUGACAGACGCGGGCAGUGAUGAGCCCUGUUCUGGAGUGGAAAGAGCACGAUAGAGCACCAGGCUAAGAGGCACGAGAUCAAGGCGGUAGUCACUUCCGCUCUUCAGCUAGCAUUUCAACCAUAUGUGGGUCCUUUCAUUUCUCAGCUCUCUGGAUUCCUUCCCCUAAAUUAGGACCUAUUGUUUACCUGUAGGUAAGCAAGCUACCGUAGCUCUUCUGAGGUAUCUGCCAGGCUGUUUUCUAUAGCCUCAGAUUGCCUAUCUGCUUAGCCUGAGAACAGGUAGAUGAAAACUAAACUGAUGCCUAGGCCCAGGGUCAGUCUCAGAUGGAAGCUGGGCCUGGGUGGGGGAGGCUAGCAUGCGUGACUCCCUAGGUAUUUCUGUCAGUCCCCAUGGCAAGCAGUGAUUUAGUAAAAGACCCCAGAGUCAGGGAAGCCAACCACCUUGAAACCUUUAGAACAUCUCUGCUUUGGAGAAAGACCCAGAGAUCAGGCGGAGGUGCAGAUUCAAUCAUUACUCAUAACCUUCUUUGAGAGCUGGCAAAUGGGAGGAGUGCUAGUCUUUGUUUUGGAAUUGGACCAUACUUGCAACCAAAAGGACUUAGAGCAGUUUGCUCAUAAAGACAUCCUUUAUUAUAAAAGGAAGUAUUCAAAGGAUGAUAGAGACCAUCAGACAGAAGCAGGGAAGGUAGAUAAUUUUUAGGACCUUGAUGUGAGGAAAAGAUAAAAUUUAAACAAUAAAUUUGCCACUUAGAUUUUCUAGUAGCAAAGGCUGAAAAGAUAGUCGUAUACAAAAUUCUGUUUUCUGAAAACAAAAUUGUGAUUCACCUGCAGAAUCGGCCAUUUUUUUUUGUGAGUUUCCUUACAUCAAGGACACUGAGAAACACAGUCAUUGUCUUAGGUGUUCUAUGGGAGGAAGUGAAUAGAGCCUUUAGGAACUUCCUGGUCAAGCUUAUGGUGCUUAUUUUGGUCUGGGCCACUUUCCUCCUUCCAGUCAUGAGUAAUCAUCAAGCAGCAAGUUGGAGUGUUUCAGGAGUAUAUUUUGUAGAACCCAAAAGAUUGGAGCCUUAAGAAUAAACAUCAGCACUAAGUGACCUGUUCCUCUUUUUAAAUAGCAGCUUUAUUGAGAUAUAAUUUACAUACCCAUAAUUUACAUACCCAUUUAAAGUAUACAAUUCAGUGGGUUUAGUAUGUUCACAGUGUUGCACAUCCACCACCAUUUCUAAUUCCUGAACGUUUUUACCACCUCAUAAAGAAACCACACACACAUUGGCAUGACUCCCCAAUCCCUUGCUCCCAGCCCCAGGCAACCGCUAACAUCUGUCUCUAAAGAUUUUUUUUUUUCUGGACAGUUCUCAUAAAUGGAAUCACUCAGUA